Molecule: messenger RNA, 2013 nt
Organism: Ruditapes philippinarum (Manila clam)
Lineage: Eukaryota; Metazoa; Mollusca; Bivalvia; Venerida; Veneridae
Exons: 1
Coding region: 598-1908 (436 amino acids)
Source: RefSeq, a predicted model, not a curated record
ACGAAAACCAUUAACAUUUAUCUACAAAGGUGGGGAUUUUGAAAAUAUCGUAAACUGGAUCUUUUUUGGUUAUUUUCAUAAAUAAAUAAGCUCUGAUGACGUAAACAUACUUGUAAGUGGAAUUACUAAAACCGGCCAGAUAGCGACAAAGGUUUCUAAUAUUUGAGUGUGCAGUGUAGAAAUUUCAAAAUUAAUUCCUCUUUUGUAAAGGUAACAUAAAAAGGAUAUUUCUAUUGAACGUAAUAUGUAAUUAACACAAAAGGUGUUAAAACUUAAAUAUCUAAGAUAAUUUUCAUUAAACCUUGCAUGAUAUUACAUUUCAUGCUAUACAAAUUGUUUGAGAGGAUUAAGAGAUUCCGUUAUAUAACCAAUAAGCUGUCUUGUAUUUACAAACUGACUUUGAAUUGUGCAACAUUCGUAAACAAACUGGAAAUAAAUAUUACGCUUCAAUAUUUAUAUGUUAUGCUAAUGUAAAACAUUUGCAGUGAAUAAUGUGGACGAACAUUUGAAAGGUGAUACGGCAACAUAAGUGCUAGUAUUUUGUCUUUGCUAGAAUUUUUCAUUUAGAUCUAUAUAUAUUUUUGGCAAUAGCAGAAUAUGAGUUCUAAUCCAGAUUUAGGACAUUUAUAUCAUGACGGGAAUAUUUGUAGUGUUUAUUUGAAACUGAACGUUCAAGAUCAGAUAAAAACACGUGAAAUUAAUGCACGAGAAAUGAAGACUUUAGAUAAAUACUCACGUGCAAUGGAUCGGGCUAAAUCUGUUUGUAGAAUAAACAAUGAAUGGGAACAGAACUAUCUACGAACACAGCUGAGGGAUAUUAGAUAUAAAACUCCUUCAUUGAAAAAAGGCUUAAGACAGGAGAGUCAGCGCUUAAAGAGCAGGAGACAUGUACCGAAGGGUGGAUCCCAACUUCCAAACAUAGAACAUAAUCAGAAUGUAUCAGGAUCUUAUUCCACUCCCAGUUACAGGGAAAGACAAAAUCCCGUUUUAAUCAGUUCGUGGUCUGUUUAUUCAAAUGGAGCCCCAAGAAACCGGUCUGCACCAGUUCUUGGUAGUCUAGAUGUGUUAAGGGAACAGCAAGAGGAAAGAGCAGAAAACAAUAUGCUGAAAACAAAAUCGAAGUCUGUAGGUUUGGUAAAGAAGGCGGAACAAGUGACAAAGACAUUACAUAAAUUAUAUACAGAUGCUUUUAAAAGAAAGUCGAAGGAAAAUAACACCACUGUGCUUGAUGUGUUAGGUAAAGAGUCCCGCGAGGAGUUAGAAAAAGCUCUGUUUGUAUUACGUGGGUCACAUGCAGGUGACGUCAUUGAAGAUAUCCUGAACGACAGGGAAUAUGUAUCAAAGCAUACAGUUAAAAAAAGCCAGCACAACGAUAGUUCGGAUUCUUCUUCUAAAAGUGACUUCGACGAAAUGAUAAAUGAUGUUUUUGUAACUCAGUCAGAAACCAAAAAUAAGAGAAGUGAAUCAUUUGUACUUAAUGAAGACGAUUAUUUCAAAGAUGUAUUUACACAGGAUGAGUUCUCUGUAGGAUCAGACCAAAGGCGGUUUUAUGUACAACAAGGAAAAAGACAAAAUCCAUUGUUUCCGAAUGAUACAAGUUUAUCGCCUACAUCUAAGAAUAUGCGCUCUGGAGAAACUGUUUUAUCAACAGACAAACAUGUGUCGAGGGGAACUGAGACAGAUGACGUGGCCGCUGAAGUUUUUAAACGUGACGACGCGUGGAUGAUGUCAUCAACAUUAGCUAACGCGUCUGAUAUCGACUCUGGACCAUCUCUAAGAUGGACUGACUUAUUCAAAACCCCAGAAUUGUGGAAACAGAAUAAAAAGGGAAAUACGAAAACGUCACCGAAAGCAUUAUCACUCGUAACUUUAACAGGAAAACGUAGACAAACUAUGAUAAAAAGAUAAAAAUAUGAUUAGAUCGCAUGCUAAUAACUUAAUUAGUCGUUGUAUUGACAUUCAUCUUGACUUGAUUAGAAUUAUAUUAAAUAUAUUAAUAACAUAUAUAGUUCA